Messenger RNA from Entrophospora sp. SA101, 933 nucleotides. Lineage: Eukaryota; Fungi; Glomeromycota; Glomeromycetes; Entrophosporales; Entrophosporaceae. The record is from the annotation of a GenBank genome assembly.
AUGUCAAAUCUACAACAAUUUCAAUGUCGUAUGUACGAAGCAAAAUACCCCGAGGUCGAAGAUUUAGUAAUGGUUAAUGUUCGACAAAUAGCCGAAAUGGGUGCCUAUGUUAAACUGCUAGAAUAUGAUAAUAUUGAAGGUAUGAUCCUAUUAUCAGAGUUAUCAAGAAGACGUAUCAGAAGUAUUCAGAAAUUAAUUAGAGUUGGAAGAAACGAAGUUGUAGUAGUACUAAGAGUUGAUAAAGAAAAGGGGUAUAUUGAUUUAUCAAAACGUAGAGUUUCACCUGAAGAUGUUGCAAAAGCAGAAGAAAAAUUUAAUAAAUCAAAAUCUGUUCAUAGUAUAAUGAGACAUGUCGCAGAAAAACAAGAUCUAGUUCUCGAAGAUCUUUAUAAGCAGAUAGGAUGGCCACUGUAUAAAAAAUACGGACAUGCUUAUGAAGCAUUUAAAUUAGCUAUCACUGAACCAGAAAAGGUAUUUGAAGGAAUCGAAACAUCUAAAGAGGUUAUGGAUGAAUUAUUAAACAAUAUUAAACGACGUUUAACGCCUCAACCAAUUAAAAUUCGAUCUGAUAUUGAAGUUACAUGUUUUGGGUAUGAGGGAAUUGAUGCAAUUAAAGCCGCAUUCAAAGCUGGUGAAUCAUGUCAAACAGAUGAUAUUCAAAUAAAGGUAAAAUUAGUUGCCCCUCCAUUAUAUGUUAUGAUUACCAACGCUUUGGAUAAAAUUUUAGGAAUCGAAACAUUAGAAAAAGCAAUUGAAUCAAUUAAAGCUACAAUUGAAAAAUCAAAUGGUACCUUGACAGUCAAAAUGAAACCAAAAGCAGUAAGUGAAACCGAUGAACGUGAACUUGCCGCUCUUAUGGAUCGUGUGGCAAGAGAGAAUGCCGAAGUUUCAGGUGAUGAUGAUAUUGAUUCUGAAGCCGAUGAGGUGGAAUAA